AUGAUAGCAACAUUCUCUGCCUUCACCGCAACCCCUUACUCCGUCCCCACCUCCGUAGUAGUCUCUCUCAACGCCCGGCGCGCCGCCGACUCCCCUUUCGCAGCCCCGUCACCGGACACCCCGUCCCGAAUGAUGGCUGAUUCGGUCGCCAACGCCGUUGGUGCCAUGGGGAAGCAUGGUGUACGCAAGAUUGUCAUUAUGAGCUCUAUGGGCACGGGGUCGAGCUUUGCGGGUUUGAACUGUUUGAUGAGGUGGCUGAUGGCGAAAAGCAAUAUGCGGUUGCAGGUGAAGGAUCACAAUGCCGUGGAUGCGGAGACGAGGGAAGCUAACGUGGAUUUCGUGCUGGUGAGACCCGUCAUGCUGGCCGAAGGUCUGGCGGCCGAGGUGAAGGUGUACCCUGAUGAUGGGAAGGGGGCUGGGUUCAUGCCGAAGAUCACUCGGGCGAGCGUGGCCAAAUUCAUGGUUGAGGCGGUGGAAGGACAUGAGUAUGUUGGGAGGGCUCCGGUCAUUACUAAUUGA
Molecule: messenger RNA, 519 nt
Organism: Pseudomassariella vexata
Lineage: Eukaryota; Fungi; Ascomycota; Sordariomycetes; Amphisphaeriales; Pseudomassariaceae
Exons: 1
Coding region: 1-519 (172 amino acids)
Source: RefSeq, a predicted model, not a curated record